Molecule: messenger RNA, 13359 nt
Organism: Nycticebus coucang (slow loris)
Lineage: Eukaryota; Metazoa; Chordata; Mammalia; Primates; Lorisidae
Gene: SYDE2
Product: synapse defective Rho GTPase homolog 2
Exons: 7
Coding region: 174-4322 (1382 amino acids)
Biological process (GO): signal transduction
Source: RefSeq, a predicted model, not a curated record
UGCGGGGCAUGCGCGCUGCGGCGCCACCGCCCUCCCCCACACCUUCCCGCGGCAGAGAUAUGCCAAGUAUGUGAGGAGCCGGCGAGGGCCAGCGCCGGUCAUGGCGAGCCGCCGCCGCCGCCUCCGCGGUUCUCUCCGCCGCCGGGCUCCGACCUCUCCCUGAGGCGCAGGGGAUGGCGGACCCUCUGAGGAGGACGCUGUCCAGGCUCCGGGGAAGGCGGGGUCCCCGCGGCGCCGGGGGGCUCAGGCUCCGGACGGCUGCCGCAGCUGCGGUGGCGACCUCCCCGGUGGCCGAGGGAGACGCCUGGGGUGGUCCGGACUGCCCCGGACGAGAGCGCACCGGGGAAGCCGGACCGAGGCCGAUGCAGCCCCCGCCGUCACCUGGGGCGUGGAGCCCCGGAGCGCAGGGUCCCGGAGGCCGCCCGGGGCAGUCGGGGGCGCUCCGGCCUCGGCCGCGCGGCGGGCAGAAGGUCGCCCCCGGGGGCCACGGGCGGGCUCGCGCCUCUCUGCACGCCCCUCCGAGCUCCCGGCGGGAGGAGGAAGAGGAAGAGGACGCCGAGGACCCCGACGCCGACUACUACGAGAACCUCCCCGGCGGCUCUCCGCCCGCGCCCGAGGGGGCGGAGGCGCAGCGGCGGCCCCCGCCUCCCCCCGCGGCGGGCUCCUCCCCGGGGGCGGAGGGCGGCCGCCUGGAGACGGGCAGGCUGCGGACCCAGUUGCAAGAGGCCUAUUAUCUGCUGAUCCAGGCCAUGCACGACCUGCCCCCUGACUCCGGCGCGCGGCGUGGUGGCGGGGGCUUGGCCGAGCACGGCUGUCCCACGGGAGUCUGGGCUCCGUGCCAGCCGUCUUACCCCGGCGGCGCUGCGGACCGCCAAGCCUGCCCUCGAGACUGGCAGUGGGGAGGCGGCGACCGCCCGAGGCUGCAGGUGUCCCCGCCCCGGUCGCCUCCGAGGGAGUCGGGGGGAGGCCGGCUGGGGACUCCUCGUAUGCGGCUGCAGUGCAGCCGAAGCCUCGAGAGCCUCCGGGUGGAUGCCAAGCCACUUCCCUUCCAGCGGUGGCCGAGCGACAGCUGGAUCAGGUGUGGCGCGCGCCAGGACUGGGACGAACCCCCGCCACGUGGAGGCAGGAUGGACCGCUGGCGCGGGGGCAGCGCCCGGGCUGUGGCGCCCGCCGGCCUUCUGCCUCCGGGCUCCAAGGGCCCCGGCCGCUCCUCGGGAAACUCUUUUGGGGAUCCAGCGGGGUCCUCUGUUUUACGCUGUGGCAAAGGUGACCGCCAGGAGGGGCCCCUCAAGCCUCCUGCAGUGACAGUCAAGAAACUGCAGAAAUGGAUGUACAAAGGGCGCCUGCUGUCCCUAGGAAUGAAGGGUAGUGGCCGUGGGACAUACCCCAAAGUCACUGGAGCGCAGGCUUCCUCCCCACAUUUGGGCGCUGUGAAGGUACAUGAAAACCGAGUCCUCUCUGUGCCACCAGACCAGAGAAUUACGUUCACAGAUUUAUUUGAAAAUGUCUAUGGGUCUUCAAUGAAGAGACAAGAGCUUAAAGAUCUGAAGGAUAAAAUUGAAUUCAGUGGUCAAAAGCCACUGAACAGCAUCACUGUUUCGAAGAAACGCAAUUGGUUAUAUCAGAGCACUCUGAGAUCUCUUAGUCUUGAAGAAGAAAAUAAGAGAUGCCAAGAUAGAAGUCAGUUCUCCAUCUCACCGGUGUCUCUACCUGAACUUCAGCUAUCACAACCUUUCUUCCGAUCGUCUGAAGAAUACUGCACACAUAUGAUGUGUAAUGCUACGAAUUCUUCAUUAUCAAGAAACUGUUCUGUAGACCUUAAUGAGGAAAAUGAUGCAGAUGAUGAAGGAGAAAUAUGGUACAACCCUAUUCCUGAGGAUGAUGACCUUGGUACAUCACGUGCCUUGAGUUUUGGUGAGGCAGACUCUGCUGUUCUAAAGCUUCCCGUUGUCGGUUUGAGCACAUUAUCUGGUAGUGACCUGACGAAAGCAGAGCAGCAUCCUGAAGACUUGCUGUGCUCUUCCGAACAUGCAAGUGAUAUUCAAGCCAUGCAGUCAAGUGAAAUGAAUCCUAUAGACUCCAUUCAUUCCACAGAACUUGUGCAGCAGUACAAGCAAAGGCUGGGACAUAAGACCCAAGAAUGUAUAAUGGUGGAGGACAGUCCCUUGUUGAAAUCUCCUUUUGCAGGUCCUGGGGUCCUAGCUGCUACAAAUAGGACUGAAUUAGGAGUUACAGAACCAUCUUCUCCAACCCCUAGCCCUGUGAAAAAAGGCAAUUCAAUUAAUUGGUCUUUGCCAGAUAAAAUAAAAUCUCCACGAACUGUGAGGAAACUUUCCAUGAAAAUGAAAAGGUUGCCAGAAUUUAGCCGAAAGCUGAGCGCUAAGGGAACCCUGAACUAUAUAAACAGUCCAGAUAAUACUCUUCCUUUGUCUAAAUGUAACUGUCAAGAAAUUCAUCACACUGUUCUUCUCUCUUCUGGGAACACAGCCACAGCUGCCAAGAGGAAUGUUAUAAGUCGGUACCAUCUUGAUACCAGUGUAUCUUCUCAGCACAGCUACCAGAAGAAAACCUCUGCGAGUUCGAAGUAUUCCUGUAAAGGUGGUUACCUCAGUGAUGGAGACUCACCUGAACUUAUAACUAAAUCUAGCAAACAUGGGUCUGAAAACAAAUUUGGAAAAGGAAAAGAAAUAAUUUCUAAUAAUAGUAGCAAGAAUGAAAUAGACAUUGAUGCUUUUAGACAUUACAGCUUUUCUGAUCAACCCAAGUGUUCACAGUACAUAUCUGGGCUCAUGAGUGUGCAUUUCUAUGGUGCUGAGGAUUUAAAACCACCCCGGAUAGAUUCAAAAGAUGUCUUCUGUGCAAUUCAGGUAGAUUCAGUAAACAAAGCAAGAACAGCUUUGCUCACAUGCCGGACAACAUUUUUAGACAUGGAUCACACUUUCAACAUCGAAAUUGAAAAUGCGCAACAUUUGAAACUAGUAGUAUUCAGUUGGGAACCCACUCCAAGAAAAAAUAGAGUUUGUUGUCAUGGAACUGUAGUUCUUCCCACCUUAUUCAGAGUAACAAAGACACAUCAAUUGGCUGUCAAACUUGAGCCCAGAGGUCUUAUUUAUGUGAAGGUGACUCUUAUGGAACAGUGGGAGAAUUCUCUUAAUGGGCUAGAUAUAAAUUGUGAACCAGUAAUAUUUGGAGUUGAUAUUCGAAAAGUUGUAGAGAAAGAAAAUAUAGGAUUGAUGGUGCCACUCCUGAUACAGAGAUGUAUUACGGAAAUUGAAAAGAGAGGCUGUCAGGUAGUAGGCCUAUAUCGAUUAUGUGGUUCGGCUGCAGUCAAGAAAGAACUUCGAGAGGCUUUUGAGAAAGAUAGCAAAGCUGUCAGUCUCUGUGAAAACCGGUACCCAGAUAUAAAUGUAAUAACAGGUGUUCUUAAGGAUUACUUAAGAGAACUUCCUUCUCCUCUGAUAACAAAGCAGCUUUAUGAGGCUGUGUUAGAUGCAAUGGCAAAAAGUCCUUUGAAAAUGUCAUCCAGUGGUUGUGAGAAUGACCCCAGUGACUCCAAGUUUGCUGUUGACCUGCUAGAUUGUCUGCCAGAGAUUGAGAAGGAAACCCUAAAGAUGUUGUUGGAUCAUUUGAAACUGGUGGCUUCUUAUCAUGAAGUAAAUAAAAUGACCUGCCAGAAUUUGGCUGUGUGCUUUGGGCCAGUAUUAUUAAGUCAGAGGCAAGAAACUUCAACCCAUAACAACAGAGUCUUUACUGAUUCGGAAGAACUUGCAAGCGCUUUAGAUUUUAAAAAGCACAUUGAAGUUCUUCAUUAUUUACUCCAGCUCUGGCCAGUGCAACGUUUAACUGUCAAAGAAUCAACAAACAAUUUGUUCCCAGAGCAGAAGUCAUCUCUGAAUUAUUUAAGGAGGAAGAAAGAACGGCCUUACAUGUUAGAUUUGAGCGGUUCUGAUUCAUCAGGAGUUCUUAGACCAAGACAAACCAGAUUAGACAGUCCACUUAGCAAUCGUUAUGCAGGAGACUGGAGCAGCUGUGGAGAAAACUACUUUUUAAGUACAAGAGAAAACUUAAAUGAUGUGGAUUAUGAUGAUGUCCCUUCAGAAGACAGAGAAAACGGAGAAAAUUAUAGCAAAAUGAGUGGACCAGAAAUAGUGAUUGAACAGCCACUUCCCAUGUCCAAAGAGCGCACAUUUCAGACAUAUUUGACAAUGCAGACUAUUGAAUCUACAAUGGAUAGAAAAGUCAAUCUCAAAGAUCUACAAGAAAGUAUUGAUACUUUGAUUGGAAAUCUGGAACAUGAGCUCAACAAAAAUAAGCUAAUAUGAGUAUUUGAGAUUGAGAGUUUUUAUUUGAUCUUUCAGAAUGCCUUAAAGUUUCGGAUCUAUCUUUCUCACUUUCUUUUCUUUCUUACUUAUACCUCCCACAGUGAUGUUUUUUAUUUUUUUACUCUUGAAAUUUUCAGUUCAUUUCUAAUAAGUUUGUGAUUGAACUAAAAACAUUAUUCACUCAUAUAGUUUUUACUUACUAGAACACUUUUCUGGGGAUAAAAAUAACUUGGACUUCUUGGGAUAUUUUAAUAAAUCUUGCCAACUCUGUGGAUAUAAUUUUCACAUGCAUUUAGAAGGUUUAGGCAAGUCAUUAGCCCCUCAAGGUUUUAGUACUUUGUGGGAACUGCUAUUCUGUAGCUAAGAUGUUUCUUUAGAGGAAGGACACUGCUGCUCAGUCUGAUUUUCAGUGUGAGUCCUGGUACGAUGAAACAUCAUUUGGUCACAUUUCAUUUGCAGUGCAAAUGCUGCUAUAAAAACUUUUUAUAAGUAAAAGUAUACAAAUAUUAAUGUAUUCCGUAUUAACAUUCAGUAAUUAUUUAAGUUUAUAAGAAUUAAAUAUUUUUAUAAUCCUGAAAUUAUGUAUAUUUAUAAGUGCACAUAUAUAUAGAAGUAUUAGAAUGGAGGGGUUGCCUAUAGAAGCACAUGUAUUUUUAAAGUAUAUAUGUCAUGAGGCCAAAAUCAUUAGCUUGUAAAUGUCUUUUUCAGGGAAAGGACAUUUAAAUGAAAGGAGUUACAUAAAAACACUGACCAAAACCACUCUAGAAGCAUCUGAUUGGAAAUAAUAAACUUUAUUUUCUUGAUUCACAGAAAGUCACAGUAUCGUCUGUGAAAAAUCAUCUUUUUUUUUUUUUUUUUUAAGACAGAGUCUCAUCUUGUUGCCCAGGCCAGAGUGUGGUAGCAUCAGCCUAGCUCACAACAACCUCAAACUGCUGGGCUCAAGCAAUCCUCCUGUCUCAGCCUCCCAAGUAGCUGGGACUACAGGCACCCCCAACAACACUGGGCUUAUUUUUUCUGUUUUUAGUAGAGACAGAGUUUAGCUCUUGUCAGGCUAGUCUCCAACUGAGCUAAAGGGAUCUUCCACCCCAGCCUCCCAGAGUGGUAAGAUUAAAGAUGUUAGCCACCAUGCCCAGCCAAAAAGUCAUCUUUUAAACUUACAAUUCUCUAACUCCUUGAGGGAUUAAGUACACUAACUCUGCAUGGGUAACUUGGGUUAAAAAAAACUUAAUCUAUUCUGUGCAUUUUUAUAUUCUGCUUUAUUUAUUUGUAGUAGUACAUUUAUGACACUGACUUUAUAAUUACCCUCAUUUGUUUUUAAAGAAAUCAUCUUGCCAGUUUAUUGCAUGUUAUUUUUUAAAAUUAACUUAUUUUGGCUAAAUGUAUCUAAAAAGUAGUCAUUAUGGCAAUCAUAGUGGUGUUUAAAAAAUGUAAUUUUAGAAGCCUUUUUAUUAAAUCAAAAUCUAUUUUUUUAACUUUUAUACCUAAAGAAGGUGUAAUUUUAAAAUUACAGUAAAACUUAAAUUACCAGCUUUUAAGAUAUAGUAUCCAUUAAAAAACUGACUUCCCGAUGCUUUUCUAAAUAUUAAAGAAAUUAACUAUUUCUAUGCAAUAUAUAUUGGUAAACAGAAUACCUUUGUUAUUUAAUUUGAAAAUCCAUUAUUAAAAAAGAUAACUAUAAAAAAAGAUAACUAUUUUUAUAUGAAAUUUUCCUUUUUUAAAGCUUUAUGUCAAAAUUCAGAAUACCGAAAGAACAUACGUAUUGCGCAAAGGAAAGUACUUUUAAAUAUUUUAUAGGAAGACUGAUUUACUUUUUUCCUUUUUGUUUGCUAUUUAUGUAUAUUGUAUGAAUUGAGUAAGUUGUUUCAGAAAUGUAAAAAUUUUAUUAAAGUAUUGUAACCUUGAUGUCAUGCUAUUCUCAUAAUGAUUUUAAGGAUCAUUUAUUUUAAUAUUCUUUUUAAACAAAGGUGUUAAAGUAUUGGACCAUCAUGUAUUAUCUAUAAAUAUAUAUAUUAACAUUUAUUUGCCUAAAAUUUAAUUUUCCAGGGUCUGAAAUACUUAAGAGCCAUGCUUAUAUUACUAUAUUAUUGUAUUAUUUUGGAUGGGGAUAGUUUUAAAGUUAAUAUCUGUCUUCUUAUAAAGAGAAUUCUCAACAUUUUUUGCCUAAUCAUUGAGUCAUAAUUAUAAACCUCUUUUAUAUUCUUUGUUGCACUAGAAGUGCUGAAUAAGUUUAAAUGCCUUUACUUUAAAUAUCCUUUUAUUUCAAAUCAUUUUUGAGUUUUUGUACCUGCUUUUUUAUUAUUUCCUGGUAUCUUUCCACACUGUCUGCUAUCAUUCCUUUAUGAGCCUGCUAGCUCUCAUGCCUUUAAUUUUCAAGCAAAUGGCUGAAUAAAACUUUUAUUUAAACAGUCCUGCCACCCACACCAAUUUCACUUCUCAGAGGUAACGGCAUGUUUCUUCAUUUGUCAUUUAAGCAGAAUAUUUCUAUUAUGAAUGAUAAGCAAUUUAUCUCACUCCAUUUCUUCGUACCAUUUUUGCUGUGUUGUUAGUUCUCUGUUUGUUUUCCUGUGUAGCUUAAUUAAUAAUCUUUAUUUUUGAUCCAUCGUUUUUAGACAGUCUUUGUUGAUUCCCUGCCAUUGAAGACGUGACCAUCCCCCUCACUGCUACCCUUACCUCCUAACUUCCAUGAGUUAUACUGAGAGUUUUUAUAAUCAGCGUUAAUACAUGUAUAUUAUUUUGUGGGACUGUACUUAAGUUCUUUUAUGUAGUAUAUGGACUCUAAGAACUUCAGUCAGUAAUUAGGAGUCCCACUGAAUUACACAAAAGUAUUCACAGGCAAACCAGCUGAUUUCUUUCUUCCAACGUUUCUAAUCUUAUGUCCUUAAGUCUGUGCUGAUUUAAGCAGACUGUUCCAAGCAGAAGUCAAAUGGAUUUUUUGCUUAUUAGCCAUCAGCUCCUCCGAAUCAUAACAUACAUCAUUUGCUUCAUGAUUGAGUCAUGACUUUAACAGAUUAUUAUUAUUUUUCCUGGAGUAUAUAAUUGCCUUUAUUUCUUGAACAGAAGAAGAAUCCUUUCCUUACUGUAAUUCAGCUCUCCUUUUGGUCAUACUGUUGAAUUACCAAAUUUGUGGAGUGCUUUUAGCUCUCGUCCUGGGAUUCCUAAAGCUUAUUCUUAUCUUUUUAUUUUUCUUAUAUCUUCUUCAUUAUAACCCUAAGAUCAUUUUAUGCUUCUCUUUUUUGAGACAGAGUCUCAGUUGCCCUGCAGUUGAGUGCUGUGGCAUCACAGCUUACAGCAAUGUCAAACUCUUGGGCUCAAGCAAUCCUCUUGCCCCACCCUCCCAAGUAGCUGGGAUUACAGGUACCUGCUACAAUGCCUGGCUUUUGUUGUUGUUGUUGACGUUUAAACAGUCCUUUAAUACUUGGUUCUAUAGUCGUAAUCUUUUUUUUUUUUUUUUAAUUCUUUGGGAUUCAUUGAGGGUACAAAGAAUUAGGUUAAACUGAUUGCAUUUGUUGGAUAAAAAUCUCUCUUAAAAUUUUGUCCUGCCUGCCCAGCUAUCUUUUUAGAGACGGGAUCUCACUUUUGCUCAGGUUGGUCUCAAACUUGUGAGCUCAGGCAAUCCACCUGCUUGGCCUCCAGAGUCCUAGGAUUACAGGCGUGUGCCACCGUACCUGGUCCCAUUUUAUGUUUUUUUUUUUUUUUUUUAAUUUUUUAAAUUCUUUUAUUAAAUCAUAAACACAUAGAUCAUGUAUACAUUAAUGCAUGAAAGUACAUUUUAUUUUAUUUAUUUUAUUUUUUGAGACAGAGCCUCAAGCUGUUGCCCUGGGUAAAGUGCCGUGGCAUUACAGCUCACAGCAACCUCCAACUCCUGGGCUCAAGUGAUUCUCCUGCCUCAGCCUCCCAAGUAGCUGGGACUACAGGCGCCCGCCACAAUGCCUGGCUAUUUUUUGGUUGCAGCCGUCAUUGUUGUUUGGUGGGCCCAGGCUGGAUUCGAACCCGUCAGCUCAUGUGUAUGUGGCUGGUGCCUUAGCCGCUUGAGCCACAGGUGCUGAGCCUAUGUUUUGUUUUGUUUUAAUUGAGAUAAAAUCUCGCUUUGUUGCCCUGGGUAGAGUGCUGUGGCAUCAUAGCUCACAGCAACCUCCAACUCUUGGGCUCAAGCAAUUCUCUUGCCUCAGCCUCCCUAGUAGCUGUGAAUUACAGGUGUCCGCCACAACACCUGGCUACGUUUUUUGUUUGUUUGUUUGUUUAGAAGGCCCUGGCCGGGUUUGAACCCACCAGCACCAGAGCAUGUGCCUGCUACCCUAACCACUGAGCUAUGGGCACCCACCCCCAUUUAAUGCUUUGCAACUUUAUCAAAUUUGGACAAAGUGAUUUUAGCUACUUUAGGAUUUUCUUUGUACUGCUAUGGUCUUUUUGUGGAUCCUACUCUUUCUUGAGUUUGUUUUUCUGGUUGUUUGCUGAAAUAUAUUUACACACGCCUUUUUUAUCCCCAGGAACAGUACAUGGGAGAUAAACUCUGAAUCCUUCAUGUCUGAUGAGACUUAUUUUUCCUCACACUUCAUUUUUAUUGGAUCUUCAGUUCCAUGUUUAAGCUGAUUUUCCCUUUGAAGGUAUUUCACUAUUAUCUGCAGUUAUCCAGUUUUGCAGUAAUCUAGGCUAGAAAGAAGAUAAUUCAGACCAGGAUAGAAAGAAUAGAAAUGGCGAGAAAUGGUUGUAUUCUGGAUACAUUUUAAAGUAGGAGCUAAAAAAAUCUGCUAGUGGACUAGGAAAGGGAUAGGGCCUAAGCAGAUGAAGGAUGGAGUUGCCAUCAAAAGAGAUUGAAAUGAUUCCAUAUUUUUGAGUUCUUUGUAGUGUAUGUUGCUAUUGUUAAUAUAGUAGUUAUUAAAAUGCCUUAUAACAUCCCAUAAGCAUUAGUAUUGAUGCUGUGUACCUGAUGGUGAUGCUCACAAGAGUUACUGGUAAAAUAAGAAGGCAGGAAGAAUUCAUAUAUAUAUCUAAGAAAAAUCCCACAUAGUGACUGUCUUUGGAAAUUUUCAGAUUGUGUAGCUUUAUAUGUCGGGAUCCUACAAGAAAAAGGGUUAGAUACUGGUAUGGUUCCUGAAAAGAAUUUAGUUUCCAGAACACAAAUUGACAGGAUUUUUUAAAUUAAAAACCAGUUAUGAUAAUGUUGUCUUAUGUUUAAUAAUUAGUUCUAAUUUGAGUCUUACUGACCUGAGAACUUUGGUACAAAAAGAAAAAACGUUCAUUUACUCUUUUCCUAACCAAUUUUCUUUUUGAAUUCAAUAAGACUCACAUUUGAUAAACAUUGAAGUUCCACAGGUCAGAGUGUUGGUACUCUUCUGCCUUAACCAAAAACUAAUCCCAACAGGUACAGAAUUCAUUGAAAAAAUGAUGUGUCAAAGGGAAGGAUAUUUUAGGGUGCUAAAAAUCUUUUGUGUCUUGAUCUCAGUGGUUUCGUGGGUGUUCACAUAUCAAGUUUCAUACUUUUAAGGUUUGUGCCCUUAAUAUAAGUCAUGCCUCAAUCUUUUAAAGUAAUUUUUUAAUUUAUUUUUUACUUUUAUUUUUAUUUUUUUUGAGACAGAAUCUCACUAUAUCGCCCUCAUUAGAAUGCGUGGCGUCACAGCUCACAGCAACCUCAAACUCUUGAGCUUAAGCAAUUCUCUUGCCUCAGCCUCCCAAGUACCUGGGACUACAGGCGCCUGGCUAUUUUUGGUUGUAGUUGUCAUUGUUUGGCAGGCCCACGCUAGAUUUGAACCUGUCAGCUCCAGCAUAUGUGGCUGGCGCCCUAGCUGCUGAGCCUAAAGUAAUUUUUUUUUAAUGGGAAAGCCUAGAGAAAUAGACGUGGAAACUAAGAAAGUCUAGGUUGUGGGAAUGACAGCAGUCAAGGGCACACUUGGUUACACGGCUGCCACCCUGCCACUGAUCAGCCUGUGUGCACCGCUGGGAAUAGUUAGGAACAUCCUGCUUCUCUGCAUCCUUGCUGGUUCUCAGUUCCUGAUGGAAGCAUCAGAUUGUACCCUAACUUCCGGGAGUGAGAGGGCAAUCGGCUGUAUCUCAGUGGUAAACUCUUUGACCACAAGGAGGGAGUUUGCUAGCAGAGUAGGCAAAACAGUGACAAAUGUACAAGCACUUCCCUAGUCCUCAUCAGAACCUUGUUGCUCCCAGAUUGGAGUCUGUCUUACCCUUUGCCGACUUACCCUACCCAUCAACAGGUCUGAGUGCUGUGCCCUGAAACUGCACAUAAGUUUGUCAAGCCACCGUUGUCCCUCUGUCUCUUCCUAGCUCAUCUCUGCUAUCACUCUUUCCUCUCUAUACCCACAGUCCACUCUAUUCAUAGACACUAGUUUCAAAAAGAUAAACCACAUCAUUUCCUUGGCCUUCAUUAUGGCACUGCAGACAUUUAUAGCUUUGAUAACUGUUCACAUUUAAAUCAAAUUGAAGAAAAACUUUAAAAACUAUAUUUAUACUCAUUGUCACUGUCCUAUCAGUCUGGCUUACUUUCAUUUAUCACUAUCUGAAAUUAUUUAUUUCCUUAUUUAUUUAUCAUCAAUGUCCACCUGUCUAAAUGUAAUCUGCCUGGCAGCAGGCACCUCAUACAUCUAGUUCAUUGCUAUGACAUAGAAGAUGUUUGGUUAAUUGUUAAUAAAUGAAUGACUUUAAAGGGAUACUUGGAGAAUGGUUGUCUUUUUUGUCAGAAAAAGAUAAAGGAUUAUAAGAUGCAUGGUCUAUGUAAUUUUAAGUGUUCAUUUCUGAGCAUAAUUAUUUCUGGUUAAGAAAGUUAUCUUUUUUAAAAAAAUUAUUUGUCCUUUUUUUGGGAAAAGUAACAAAAGUAACUCUUCAAGUCAGUAGGUUGGCAAAUUUGGGCUAAUUUUUUGUAGUAAUUGUUUUUUGCUACAAAAACAAUUAGUUUCUGGCUUUUUGUAGAGUUUGGUAUAAAAGUCAUCUAAAUUAUAUGUGUAUAAAAAGGUACAUCUCAUGGGUCAGCGCCGAUUCUGGCUUUUUGUAGAGUCUGGUAUAAAAGUCAUCUAAAUUAUAUGUGUAUAAAAAGGUACAUCUCAUGAGUCAGCGCCGAUAGCUCAAGCGGCUAAGGUGCCAGCCACAUACACCAGAGCUGGUGGGUUCAAAUCCAGCCUGGGCUGCCAAAUAACAAUAACAACUAUAACCAAAAAAAAAAGAAAAUAGCCAGGUAUCCUGGUGGGUGUCUGUAAUCCCAGCUACUUGGGAGGCUGAAGCAAGAGAAUUGCUUAAGCCCAAGAGUUGGAGGUUGCUGUGAGCUGUGAUGCCACCGCACUCUACCCAGGGCAACAGCUUGAGACUCCGUCUCAAAAAAAAAAAAAAAAGGUACAUCUCAUGUUAAGAAAAGAAGGUUAAUAGAAAUAUUUUGUUAAAAAAAUCUUAAUUUAUUUAAAGAAGCAAAAUAUAACCUCUUAAUUUUGGCAUGAUUCUCUUUAGUAUGCACUUUUUCUAGAACUGGAAAAAGCUACUUUUCAUUAUACUAGAAUGUUUUCAUAAGCUUGAAUGAAGCAUAUAAAUACCACUCUUCCUUAUUAGAAAGAAUAGAGAAACCACUUUGGAGACAGACACUCCAUUUAAUGUUCUAAUGUUUUUCUCAAUGUCAAGCACCAGUUUUAAAUGCCCAGCUAUUGCCCUUGGUUGGGCUAACUUCGUCCUUACAAGUUUGAUAAUGACCCUAGACAUGGUUGUAAAUCAUUUAGGUUAAUUUUGCUUUUUCACCUAAUGGAGAUAUAGAUGUAGUGAAAACUUAGGAUUGCCCUGUAUAUUUCAUAUACUUCUUUGACUGGAAGCUCUACUCUUCAAAAUACUCCUCCAAGGACAAUUUGAAAUUUCAGCUUUAACAAAGUGCAAUGUACAUUAACUCAAGAAAAGGGAAAGCCCCUGGCAUUCAAGACAUUCCUUGUGAAAGUGAUGCAAGGACAUGCCUGGAGCUCACUUUUUUUUUAACAGCUGCAGAUAAUGAACAGUGACCCCUUGUUCUUGACCUUUGUUCAAGAAACAAAAUGUUCACCACUCUGUUUGCACCUGUGCUUGUCUGACUUUGUUCCCCCUGUAGCCAUCGUAAAACCCACUCUUUAACCCAAGAGCAAGUUUGAUCAUUGUGCAAGUGAAAACUGCUUGUCUCAACUGGUAGAUAAGAAAUGUCAAAGCCGUUGCCGUCUCAGUUAUGAAUCUGGGUUUGAUCUGUACUCUGUCAAAAUGCACCUGUAAAGCCAAAUGAAUAUACAUGAAGGAAGUCACUUUUGGGGGGUGGGGAUAGAGUCUCACUGUUGCCCUGGAUAGAGUGCCAUGGCAUUAUCAUAGUUCACAGCAACUUCAAACUCUUGGGCUCAAGUGAUACUCACCCUCCUAAGUAGCUGGGACUACAGACAUCUACCACGACCCCUGGCCAGUUAUUCUAUUUUUAGUAGAGACAAGGUCUUGCUCUUGUCAGGCUGAUUUUAGAAUUCCUGAGUUCAAUCCACCUCCCUUGUUCUCCCAAAGUGCUAGGAUAACAGAUGUGAGUCACCUCGCCCAGCCAUCCUUGGCAUUUUUAAAUAAAUAUUUUCAAAUAUAAAAAAAAAGUUUAAAAUUGUAAAGUGAACACCUAUAGAUCUAACACCUGGAUUGUACAGAGUGUCCCCAAAGUCACCCCUUAACAUAUAUAGGGAAAAUGUCCAAAAUGUAGAGAUUAUUUUGUCAAUAUUUUGUAAAAUUUUGUAAUGAAUAUUUUGUAAUUUAUGUACAUAAAGGUACAUUUAGCUACAAUUUCCCAUUUGGAUGGCUAUUAAGAGGCAACUUUUGGGACAGUGUAAGCUUUUUGUUACAUUUUCUUGAUCGCACAUCUUUUCAUAACCUGUCUUAAUUUUUUGGUGCAUUUCAAAGUAAAUCGUGGGCAUCAGUACUCUUCACAGUAAGUGUCAAAAAAAAAAAACCAAAAAAGAAUUAGGGAUGUACUUUGUGUGAUUAUAAUUAAUCUCUAGAAGAUUUGUAUUAAUUCUCCACGAAUUUUAGGAUUCAUCACUGUUAAAAAGAACCAAAAUUCCCA